This is a messenger RNA of Equus caballus (horse), 969 nucleotides long. NCBI's taxonomy places the organism in Eukaryota, Metazoa, Chordata, Mammalia, Perissodactyla, Equidae. The record is from RefSeq and is a predicted model, not a curated record.
AUGGAGACGAGAAACACAACCUCAGACUUCAUUCUUCUAGGACUCUUUAAACACACAGGACCCCACCUCUUUCUCUUCAUGGUGGUGCUGACAAUGGCCAUUGCUUCUUUUAUGGGCAAUGCCCUCAUGCUUCUCCUGAUUUACUGGGACCCCCGGCUCCACAUACCCAUGUACUUCCUACUGAGCCAACUCUCCCUCAUGGAUGUGAUGCUGGUUGCUACCAUUCUGCCCAAAAUGGCUGCUGACUACUUGACUGGCAAAAAGUCCAUCUCCCUUGCUGGCUGUGGGUUGCAGAUCUUUGUUUCAAUCACACUGGAUGGUGGAGAGAGUUUCCUUUUAGCAGCAAUGUCUUAUGACCGCUAUGUGGCUGUUUGCCACCCACUGCAAUACCCUGUCCUCAUGAGCCAGGAAUUAUGCCUGAGAAUGAUUUUGGGGUCUUGGUUCCUGGGGGCAGCUGAUGGGCUCAUGCAGGCUGCUGCUACCCUGAGUUUCCCAUUUUGCAGCACACGUGAGAUGGAUCAUUUCUUCUGUGAGGCCCCCAUGCUGGUGCGUUUGGCUUGUGCUGACACAUCUGUCUUUGAGUAUGUCAUGUACAUCUGUUGUGUGUUAAUGCUCCUGGCCCCGUUAUCUCUCAUCCUGACCACCUAUAGUCUUAUCCUCAUAGCUGUUCUCCAGAUGCGUUCUAGAGAAGCCCGCCAGAAGGCAUCUGCCACCUGCUCCUCACAUUUGGCUGUGGUGGGACUCUUUUAUGGAGCUGCUAUUUUUAUUUACAUGAGACCCAAAUCCUACAGGUCAGCUAACCACGAUAAGCUUGUGUCAGCAUUCUACACUAUCUUCACCCCUGUGCUGAACCCCCUCAUCUACAGUCUGAGGAACAGUGAGGUCAAGGGAGCCUUGAAAAUGAUGAAAAAAAGGAACAUAAUUGCUAAUAUUCUGUCAAUUAUGCAUCAAUAUUUUUUGUUCUCUUGA